Messenger RNA from Puntigrus tetrazona (Sumatra barb), 2304 nucleotides. RefSeq names its product 5-hydroxytryptamine receptor 4. NCBI's taxonomy places the organism in Eukaryota, Metazoa, Chordata, Actinopteri, Cypriniformes, Cyprinidae. The coding region runs from base 273 to 1445 and encodes 390 amino acids. The transcript has 7 exons. Gene Ontology annotation, cellular component: plasma membrane. The record is from RefSeq and is a predicted model, not a curated record. Gene Ontology annotation, molecular function: G protein-coupled serotonin receptor activity. Gene Ontology annotation, biological process: adenylate cyclase-activating adrenergic receptor signaling pathway; chemical synaptic transmission; regulation of appetite.
CUGUAACACAGGGCAGACAAGAGCACUUCAGUCUCCGACUAACUGUGAUGGAACAUGACAGUUUAUAGAAAUACGUGUGGAUUCACAAAAACGCCCGAAACACGGAGGCCCUGGGUGAGUAAACUUAUCUGAAUUAUGCUGCUUCGCACUCAAAUGCCUUCACCUGCCAAAAUGUGCAACAGGUCAUCAUAAACACCGUGGUACAGGAGAGGGACUGCAUUGUCUUGUGCGAACAAAACCCCAUCUGACCACUUCCAUACAGAUGACCAGUGAUGGCCACAGCAUCAGACUCAGCGGACGAUUCAGUGGAUGAAGGUGUGUCUAAGCACACUUCGAAGAUAACUCUGUCCAUCGUCCUCGUGACCAUCAUUAUUCUGACUGCACUGGGUAAUUUGCUUGUGAUGGUGGCUCUCUGUAAAGACAGACAGCUAAGGAAGAAGAAGACCAACUUCUUUAUUGUAUCACUGGCAUUUGCAGACCUUCUAGUUGCCCUCGUUGUGAUGCCGCUGGCAGCCAUAGAGCUGACCACAGGUCAGUGGAACUACGGAGAGACGUUCUGCUUGGUCCGUACCUCCCUGGACGUGCUGCUAACCACAGCGUCUAUUCUGCAUCUGUGCUGCAUUGCACUGGACAGGUACUAUGCGAUUUGCUGUCAGCCCCUGGUCUACAAUAACAAGAUGACGCCUGUGAGAGUCUCACUGAUGCUGGUCGGAUGCUGGGUCAUCCCCAUUUUCAUCUCUUUUCUUCCCAUCAUGCAAAGUUGGAAUACCAUUGGAAUUGAGAGCUUCAUCGAACACAGAAAAUUAAACUCCACUCGUAAUUCGACUUGUGUGUUCAUGGUGAACCGACCCUAUGCUCUGGUGUGUUCGGCCGUGGCCUUCUAUGUGCCUCUAGUGCUGAUGGUUCUUGCCUAUCAGCGAAUCUAUGUCACCGCUAUGGGACACGCUCGGCGAAUCGGCUCGCUGCACCGGGCCGGCUCAGCCCCUUCUUCCAACUACCCCAACCACGAUCAGCACGGAUCCAGUCGCAUUAAGAACGAAACCAAGGCGGCCAAGACGCUGGCUGUCAUCAUGGGCUGCUUCUGUCUGUGCUGGGCACCCUUCUUCAUCACCAACGUGGUGGAUCCCUUCAUCAGUUACAGCGUGCCGUGGCAGAUGUGGACCGCAUGGCUCUGGUUGGGUUACAUCAACUCGGGCUUGAAUCCGUUCCUGUAUGCUUUUCUGAACCGGGCUUUUCGGAGAGCCUUUCUUAUGAUCCUGUGCUGUGGAAAUGAGCACUAUGCCCCACAGGGGGGCUUUAGCCCGAGCAGACGGCACUCAGAGUCUGUCAACGGAACCUCCAUUUCUCUCAGAUUGUCAUUUCUUCAAAACCGAAGGUACAGCGACAAUUCCAACCGGUUCCUGUCAUGCGAGCUGGAAUCUCAGGAGUCUGUUGGUGCAUCGUAGCCAAUUUCAAUGCGUACGGAUCCAGCCUGAGGAGAACGUACAGACAACGGCCUACACAGGAAACAAGUGUCAAACACAGAGACUUCAUUGCAGUUUCCUUUUGAUGAGAAAUAACAAAUCACAAAGAUAGUUUACAGGGCUGUUUCGCAGAACUAGAUUAUGCAGGUAUUUUAUCAGACAUCAUGAAUGCAACCAGAUGAAAUGUCCGAGGACCGUCGGCAAUGUUUGAAAAGCACAACAAAGGAAAAUAAACUUUUAAAUAAUUAGUUAACCUAAAAUUUAAAAUAGCUGAAUAUUUAUUCGCCCUCAUGUCUCACAAGAAGACCGUCACUCAUUUACAAAUGGAUCCGUUGCAGUGAAUGGGUGCCGUCACCUUUUUCAAGCUGUAUGGGGAUUUCAACAUACUGCUUCUCAUUUGUGUAGUAGUUCUCAUCUUUCAAGUUAGAAGGAACAUUUCUGCUUCAGCUGUAAAGGCUAACAAUGAUAAAUGUAUACUGCUCAGCAGACAGGCUCGUCAUUUAAGCAUGCGGUUACUGCAUCCAUCGAACCUCAAAAUGCUUGUUUUCAGACUAAGGAGUUGAUGCUCCCUCUUUAUUCAUCAACGUAUUUAUGUUGUACAUGUACAGUUUUGACUUCUGUGAAAAGAAGCAGUGGCUUGUCACUGUGUGACAUUUGUACUUUUAUUGUAUACCUGUGUAAUCAAACAUAAUUUAAUGUACAGUGUAUCUGGAAGAUGAAUCAAAAAAAAAAAAAAAAAUCCAUGGUCAGUUUCAUAAAGCUAUAUAAAAACGACAUUGUUACUCCGUACCGCAUGUGUUCGGCGCUUCUCAUUAUUACAUAAAAGCUGCGGUUUGAUUGA